Cryptomeria japonica (Japanese cedar) is the source of this 2973-nucleotide messenger RNA. RefSeq lists its product as uncharacterized. The transcript is spliced from 3 exons. Lineage: Eukaryota; Viridiplantae; Streptophyta; Pinopsida; Cupressales; Cupressaceae. Bases 392 to 2527 code for a protein of 711 amino acids. The record is from RefSeq and is a predicted model, not a curated record.
GAUGGUAAGCAACCAAGAAAAGACAAAUGAGAAGUUUUACAUUAAGCCAAAGUGUUCACGUGUGAACGCGCUUACGAGAUCUUUGAAAGCCGGCUUUUCCCCUUAACCAAUACAAUACAAACUCAUCAAAACCCUCGUUUCGCCACACCCUACAGAUCUCAUCGGGCUUCGAUUCGCAGUCGUUACUGGUCCGAUUGAUUCGAUCUUGGGCUCAAACAAUUUCUUUUUUGAAUACCCUUUAGGCCCCUCUCUCGAUUGAGACCAAUUUUACCGUCUGCCGUUGAGAAUAUUGUAUACUAGGGUUUUCCGUCUUUCCCCAAAUUCGGUCGAUCUUCGAGGGCUUUCAUAUUUCUUGCACGGCAUCCAAAUUCGCCGAUCGGGAGGACUCACCAUGGUUUUGAAACGAAAUAAACGGGCUUUGGAAGAUGGAAAAUCAUGCCAACCUGUUAAAUGCCACAGACAAUCAGAAUAUAGUCUUGGCCAGACAAGUGGAAUUGGUGAGAUCGUCCCUAAUAACAUUUACAGCAAAAUGCAUCUCCAAGAGUUUGCACAACCAAAUGGCAUGGAAAUUUUUUGUGGAGACAAGCUCUUGAUUUCAUCAAGAGAGAUAAACCUUAGCAAUGGUAUCAUUUUUAAUGAUGGCAUUGAUUUGUCAGAGAGGGAUGAAGCUCAUCAGAAGCAAGUAGAAGUUGUGAAGACUGGCAAAGACGGCUCUGUGACAACUGGACUUGUACAUAGUCAAAACAGUGUUUGUGAUCACAAACAGGAGCAAUGCAUAGAUUCUCAAGUUAGCUUGGCAAGUAAAGAAAUGGCAGAGGAUGUGCUAACUGAUGGGACAAUUCAAGAUUCCAACUUGUGUGAAGACAAUUUCCAAAAACCACAGGGAAGCUUACAUAGCGAACAGAAGGCCAAGGAUAUUGAAACAUGUAUGUCAGUCUCAAGCAUUGACAAUGGCAGAUUGUCUAGUAGGGUUUCAAAUGAUGUUGAUUUUGACAUGGUCUCAGCUUCCUCCCCAAGCUCCAAAGACAUGCUUUGUGAUACUGAAACAGUGACUCGAGAAUGCGAAGGAUCAGAGAAAAAACAUUGUUCACUGCCCCCAUUGUCUGUUUCUGAUUCUGGAGACUUCUGUUCUAGAACUUUUGUAGAGUCUGAUUGUAAUGAGGAACAAUUUUCUCACUUUGAGUCGGCUUCAUGUUUUGGCUACUAUCAUUGUAAGAAGGUUUCUAUAGGACCUGAAUUUCAAGCAGAAAUACCUCCAUGGAGCUCUGAUGUCUGCGUUUCUAAUUCUGAUUCUUCCAAUCUGAUGUUGUCCCAAGCAUGUCAUGAUGAUGACAGAUACCCUCAUAGAUUGCUUGGUAAUUGUGUGUGGCCCUUAGCUGGAUCAAACAGUGAACUUCAAGACCAUUGUGUAGGACAAGGGAAAUCUACAGAUUGUAAAUGUCCAGACCAAAAUUCUAUACGGUGUGUCAAAGAACAUAUUGAAGCUGAACGGGAAAAAUUGAAGCUAAAGCUUGGCGAAGCAUUCUCUUUGUUGGGAUUUGAUGACAUGGGUGAGAACGUGUCAGAAAAAUGGACUAGACAGGAGGAAGAAACCUUUUGGGAUAUUGUAAGUAUGAAUCCCGUGUCAUUAAACAAGAACUUUUGGAAUUAUCUUUCUGGGGCCUUUCCCUCAAGAAGCAAAGAGGAGCUGGUGAGCUAUUAUUUCAAUGUGUUUGUUCUUCGUCGAAGGGCCCUUCAAAACAGAAUUGACCCAGAAAACAUUGACAGUGAUGAUGAUGAAGAAGAUUGGCAUGGCUCUGAAAUUGGACUGAGUAACAGACUCGGGGUGAUUGAUGAAGAUGAUGAUUCAGAAGCAGAAUCUGAUGGCAGUGAAGGUGAUGAUGAGGUUUCUGAAUCUGAUGAAAUUCCUGGUGCUACAGAAGAAGAGGAUGAAGUGACGGCAGGUUACAUAUCAGAGGGGCACAUGACAAAUAGGAGCUUUCACAAGAUUACUUUUUGUGACCGAGAAAAUGAUGCUAUGGAUUGCCAGGAUGAAGAUAUUGAUGAUCAAAUGGGUGGGUUUGCAUUACCUUUUCAACACAGGCUAGUACAAGGUGACCACAGUGAUUUGUUUGUGGGGCAAGAUUUACAAAAUGAAUCAUGCAUGUCGUAUGAAUGGAACCAUGGAAGUAAGUCAAGUUCACUGAUGCGCAUAAGAACUACUGGAAUUCAUUCUCUUCAGGAUGAAAAAUUUAAAGAAGCCACAAGUUCUGACGAUUCCUGUAAAGAAGAAAGAGUGGAUGAUUUACAUUAUGGAAAUGAAGUACUAUGUGGAGAUGGCAAAGCAAAUGGUAAUUUAUCUCGCAAGGAUGACUUUUUUGUUGACGGACACCCUCCUUCUCUUCUGGAACCUUAUGACUCAAAGCUGUGGGACAUUGCUUUGGUGACUAGAUUAAAAACAGAUGCAGAUAGAUUGGUUUCAACCUGCAGUCUGAUAAAAGAACUUUUUGGGGAUGAAACAAGGGAUAAUGAUAGGAACCAAAUUUGACUAAAAUACCUCUGGAUGAAGAUUUAAAAUACCUCUUGAUGAAGAUUAUGCAUUCGAGCUUUGACCUAGUGGGGGAUGUGAUACAUAUUUUUCCAAAUCCAACCAUCUGGUUUUUCCUCCGAUAUGACCAAACUUGCAUUGCGCAGCGUUUUGCCAAUUUGUCAAAUUCUGCUUUUUGCCAAUUUGUCAAAGUCUACGUGUCAUUUUUUCCUCUUUUUGUCCAUGGUCAUAAAAGUCUCUCAAGUUUUCCAGUAAUCUUUGUAGUUUGAGAGACUUCUUGUACUGAAUAAAUUCUUUUUUGAAAUACUUCUCUUUGGGCUCAUGGAAUGACCCAUAUUGUACAUUUCUUUGUAAUAUGAUAUGGCAACAAAUGAAGAUGUGCCAUAUUUGUAAUAUAUAUUGAAUCUUGAUUGAUUAGUCAAGUUAAAACCGUCUGCGGGAAAUUC